This is a messenger RNA of Symbiodinium necroappetens, 1548 nucleotides long. Lineage: Eukaryota; Dinophyceae; Suessiales; Symbiodiniaceae. The record is from the annotation of a GenBank genome assembly.
AUGAUCCAACAGACGAUCGACAACAUCAGCAGCACGACACGCAGCCUCGGCAUCGUGAGCAUCGCGCACCGGCUCAGCACCAUCCGCAACUCCGACCUGAUCUACGUCUUAAGCCGAGGCCAGGUCGUAGAGCAGGGCAACCACCAAAGCCUCAUGGAGAAGAAGGGCGUCUACUAUGCGCUCGUCGCGGCCCAGGAGUCUUCUCAAAAGGCGGAGGAAGCCGAGGAGCUCGAGCUGCCGAACCAGCCGACCGUGGCCGUUCUCCGACAGAACACUGGCCAGAGCGAUGAGUCGGAGAUGGCUCGGAAGGAGCGCAUGAAGAAGGAAGAAGAGGACAGGGAGAAGCAGAUCACCGACAAGUACAAAGUGCCGAUGUCUCGACUCCUGGGAUACAACAAACCGGAGUGGGCCUUCUUCGUGCCGGCCAUUUUGGGUGCUUUGAUCGAGGGUUCGGCAGCUCCCAUCUGCGCCUUGGCGCUGGUGGGGUCCAUGGACGCCUUCUUCAAGCUGGAGUUCGCGACUGUGCGGGACGAGGCCCGUGACGACAUCGUCUUCCUUUGCUUCGUUUUCAUUAUCAUCGCGGCCUCCGUGCAAAUCGGCAACAUCAUCGAGCAUGGCGGCUUUGCUGUCCUGGCAGAGUCCAUGACCGCGAGGCUGCGGGUGGAUAUCCUGAAAGCCAUCUUCCGCCAGGAGAUCGGUUUCCACGAUGAUCCCGAGAACACCCCGGGCAUGAUGUCCAAAGCCUUGGAGCUCUGGGCUUUCCGAGUGAGCACACUUUGCAAAUCUAUUGGCGCCAAGGCUGCGGCCAUGAGCUCCGUGCUCGUGGGCGUGAUCAUAGCAUUCAUCUACUGCUGGCAGAUGGCGUUGGUCAUGCUCGGCACCGUGCCCAUUAUGAUCGCUGCAAAUUCCGUGCAGAUGCUGGUCAUGCUCGGAGCCUCCAAAGUAGACAACGAGGGAAUCAAGCAUGCCGCCCAGAUCGUCAGCGACUCUGUCAUGAAUGCUCGCACCGUCCAGGCCCUCGGCGUGGAACAAAGCCUGGUGCAGAUGUACACCUCACUGGUCGGCAAGUCCACGAAGGGCAUGUGGACCCGGAAUUUCCUUGCCGGUCUCGGCUUCGGCGUUGCCUCUGGCGUGAUGUUCUUCGUUAUCGCCGGGGGUUUCUACUAUGCCUCGGUCCUGAGGAGGGAAGGCGUGGCCAGCUUCAACGACACCAUGAUGGCCUUCAUGGGCAUCUUCUACGCAGGGUUGGGUGCCGGACAGGCUGCUGUGUUUAUGGGCGAUGCAGCAAAGGCCAAGGUAGCUUGCCACGACAUGUUCAAGCUGCUGGACCGCGUCUCCAAGAUCGACGGCCUGGAACCCAAGGGCGAAAUUCCGAGCAAGCUGGAUGCUGGAACCAUCGAGUUCGAAGCUGUGAAGUUCUUUUACCCCUUCCGGCCAGAGGUCCAAGUUCUCAAGGGGGUGAACUUCAAGAUCCAGGCAGGUCAGUCCGUCGGCUUGGUCGGCCCUUCCGGUGGCGGCAAGAGCACCUGGCUCUUUUUUGUCGGAUAA